CACGUUAAUUUCCACUUGCAUUCCUAGGUUUCUACGUUUCCUUCUAAUUUCCAUUUUCUUUAAUUCAUUUUAUAUUUCCCCAUUCCGGCGGGUUCCCUCGCCGACGGGCGGCUGCUAAGCAGCCAGCCAUAACACUAGCUGGGAAUAGGAUUACUGUUUCUACCGUCACAUUCUUGCUGCAAAUCUCCCAACCAACCCAUCGUUACCGGAGACCAGAAUAAGAUCUUGUUGGCGUGACAGCCUUCUCUAGUCUGGCAAACAAGAAGUGCUAGUUUGCAAAAUUGUGUUGUUGAGAAUGGCCGGAGAGAAUGGCAAUGUGAUAGAGCACAAGGCGUAUGCCAGGGUGGGAUUGCUGGGAAAUCCUAGCGAUGUUUAUUAUGGGCGAACCAUUUCUUUCAGCCUUGGCAACUUCUGGGCUUCAGUGCGUUUGCAACCUUCUAAAGAGCUUGUUAUUGUGCCACACCCUACUCAUGAUUUGGUCCAAUUUGAGUCCCUCUCUCACAUGGUGAAUCGGUUGCAAGCUGAAGGGUAUUAUGGAGGGGUUCGUUUGCUUAUGGCCAUAUGCAAAGUUUUUCACAACUACUGCAGGGAUGAGAAUAUCAGUUUACGCGAAGGAAAUUUUACCCUGUCAUAUGAUACCAAUAUACCUCGCCAGACAGGGCUAUCGGGGUCUAGUGCCAUCGUCUGUGCUGCUCUUAGCUGCUUUUUGGAUUUCUAUAAUGUGAGGCAUUUGAUUAAGGUUGAGGUUAGGCCCAACCUUAUUCUUAAUGCCGAGAAGGAACUUGGCAUUGUUGCUGGUCUCCAGGACAGGGUGGCACAGGUGUACGGGGGGCUUGUUUACAUGGAUUUCAGCAAAAAGUACAUGGAAGAAUUGGGGCAUGGAAAUUAUACGCCUAUGGAUAUUACUAUUCUUCCCCCUCUUUAUCUUGUCUAUGCCGAGAAUCCGAGUGAUUCUGGAAAGGUGCACAGUGCAGUUAGGCAGAGAUGGUUAGAUGGUGAUGAGUUCAUUAUAUCGUCAAUGGAUGAGGUAGCUAAUAUUGCUUUGGAAGGGAGGGCUGCAUUGCUUGCAAAGGACUAUGGCAAGUUGGUGACUCUCAUGAACCGUAAUUUUGAUCUGCGAAGGAGCAUGUUUGGCGACAAUGCACUUGGUGCUCUUAAUAUUAAGAUGAUUGAAGUGGCACGAAGGGUUGGUGCUGCAUCAAAAUUCACUGGGAGUGGAGGUGCUGCCGUGGUUUUCUGUCCUGACGGACCUUCACAAGUAGAGCUUCUGGAGGAUGCAUAUCACAAGGCUGGUUUUGUCAUUGAACCAGUUAAGUUUAUUCCUUCUCUUUUAAAUGAUAUCGAUCUCAAGUCUAUAUCUUCAAAAUAAACCUGCAGAAGUAGGGAUGUUACUUUCCAUUAUGUUCCAUAAAAGCUUAUACAGCCCAGAGCAAGCUGGGAUUUUUCCAGUUUCUAGUGAACAUUUAUACGUCUUUGAAUCUCUGUCUGUUGCCAUUGUCGAAAAAGGAAAAACAUAUCUUAUCUUCGGGGAAAUCUGGAUUACUAUUCUAAAUUUCUAAGUGCUCUGUAUUUUGGCAAAUUACAAAUGUUAGGAUACUACAUGUAGCAUUUACAGUCACUUAUAUGAUUUUUUGCUC
Molecule: messenger RNA, 1637 nt
Organism: Coffea eugenioides
Lineage: Eukaryota; Viridiplantae; Streptophyta; Magnoliopsida; Gentianales; Rubiaceae
Product: glucuronokinase 1-like
Exons: 2
Coding region: 296-1369 (357 amino acids)
Molecular function (GO): ATP binding
Source: RefSeq, a predicted model, not a curated record